Molecule: messenger RNA, 680 nt
Organism: Diceros bicornis minor
Lineage: Eukaryota; Metazoa; Chordata; Mammalia; Perissodactyla; Rhinocerotidae
Gene: DYNLL1
Product: dynein light chain LC8-type 1
Exons: 3
Coding region: 115-384 (89 amino acids)
Biological process (GO): microtubule-based process; cilium assembly
Cellular component (GO): cytoplasmic dynein complex
Molecular function (GO): dynein light intermediate chain binding; dynein intermediate chain binding
Source: RefSeq, a predicted model, not a curated record
UCCUUAGAUGCGCCACGGCUUCGUUAGCGAGGGUCGCUCCUGCCGAGUCUGAGCCUCGCCAGCCCCUCCCCCAGGAGACCGUUGCAGUUGGCCAGCCCCUGCUCCGCGGUAACCAUGUGCGACCGAAAGGCCGUCAUCAAAAAUGCCGACAUGUCGGAGGAGAUGCAACAGGACUCGGUGGAGUGUGCUACUCAGGCGCUGGAGAAAUACAACAUAGAGAAGGACAUUGCGGCCCAUAUUAAGAAGGAGUUUGACAAGAAGUACAACCCCACCUGGCACUGCAUUGUGGGGAGGAACUUCGGUAGUUAUGUGACACAUGAAACCAAACACUUCAUCUACUUCUACCUGGGCCAAGUGGCCAUUCUGCUGUUCAAAUCUGGUUAAAAGCAUGGACUGUGCCACACACCCAGUGAUCCAUCCAAAAACAAGGACUGCAGCCUAAAUUCCAAAUACCAGAGACUGAAUUCUUCAGCCUUGCCUAAGGGAACAACCUCGAUCUUUGAACCUUUAUUGUGUUGUUUUGUACGGGGCAUUCUCUGUACUAAUUUGUUGUGGUUAUAAAACAACUAGCAAAACAGCUUACAUUUGUAUUUAUUUUCUAUUCCAUACCUUUCUGCCCCAUGUUUUUCCUCCUCAAAAUCCAUUCCUUUCAAAAAAAAUAAAUGUGUUGGAGAAGUGUG